AUGGCCUCUUCGGUAAAAUACAGUGAAGAGCAACUAAACUACUUCAGGAUUUGUUACGUUACCACUGAAAUUUUGACCGAGGGACUGCGAGAAAUCUUCAAACAAGAAUGGGAUUAUCGUUACAAGACCACGUUAGGAGAAUGGAAAGAUGAUCCCAAAAAUGGAUUGGACUUCGGGAAUGGCGAAUCAUUACGGAACCAAAAGAAGCAUGCACGUCUAUUAACAACCAUGACUAAAGGCAAUAGAGCUGAGUGGGAUUGUACCAUGCUGUUUUAUGCCAUUCUUUUCUCCGAUUGUAUCCAUAGUCUCAGUACAGUAGUUAAGUCAAAUGUGGAUAACCUUAGGCUGUUUCGGAAUGAAGAAUUCGCUCAUAUCGCACGAGGUCACCUCUCAGACGUAGAGUUUCAAAAUGCCAUUAGCAAAGUAGAAAAUGCAUUUCUAGCGCUCGGUCUUUCCACUGUGGAAAUUCAAGACGUAAAAACUCAAACAAGUUUUCCCACAGAGCAGCUGAGACAUGUUUUGAAGAAGGUGGACGACCUCAAGAAGGAAGUUCAGGAGAAUAAGAGAGAAAUUCGGGAGAAAGACAAAAAUCUUAAAGAAAAAGAAAAAGUGAUUCAGGAAAAAGAAAAGAAAGUACAUGAGAUAGUACAGGAACUUCGGGAAAAAGAGAAAGAAAGAAAGACCCUUGAAGAACAGUUAAACAGCGAUGCUUCUUCAUUUUGCAUUCUUCCCCCUAAGCCUUCUCAUGAAGUCGCACCUCGACAUUCUCGUGUAUCUGAGAUUAUACUAAAGCUAAAAGAGCUAAAAAGGUCCAUGGAAUUAAGUUACUUGUUCAUAUCUGGAAAUCCUGGAAGUGGUAAGUCGCAGAUGGCCUCACUCGUAGCCAAGCGUUUCCUUGACGAGGUCAAGGAAAGUACAUCUACUGCAUCGUUCGUAAUGACACUGGAUGCUGAAAACUCUAAAACACUUUUGGAAUCGUAUGCCACUUUCGCUCGACAUCUGAAGUGCCCAGAAUACGCUGUUACCAACACCUUUAACGCCAAAGAUUUGAGUACAGAUGAGAAGAUCAGAGGUUUAAAGACAUUGAUCAGCACGAAAAUCGAGCUGUACUCAUCGUGGCUACUGAUAGUUGAUAACGUCACCAACUUGUCUCAUCUGGAUGGUAAUUUACCUGAUCCAGGAAAUGGACAGUGGGCAAAGGGCCAGUUGCUGAUAACAACACAGGACACAGCGUCUAUCCCUCCGUCAGGCUCAUUUAUUCAACAUAUCCCUGUCAGCAAAGGUAUGGAGCCUCAUGAAGCCUGCUCUCUAUUAGAAAUACUUUCUGGUUUUACUGACCCCAUAAUGGAAAAAGAAGUUGCUAACGUAUUAGACUACCAACCACUUGCCCUGGCAAGCGCUGCCACCUAUGUGAGAGAAGUAAGAAACAACAAAUUAACUUCGGAUUUUGGCUGGGAUGACUUUCUAAAGAAAUUGGACCAAGGUAAGAGAAGUACAACAGAAGCCAUGCUCGCUGGAAGUAACCCAAGUUACAAAAACUCCAUGACUGUAGCUACAACACUUGCUGUAAAGAAGGCGAUCGCAACGGAUAAAGUUUUCGAGCACUCUUUUCAUUUGCUUUCGGUCUGUGCACCACACCCUUUGAGUCUAGACAUUAUUGUAAAUUAUCUUACGAAAGUGAAAGAAGAGCGUAGAGAUCCCGAAAUACUUGCUACGAGAAUUUGCAAAUGUUCUUUGCUGUUAUUUGAAGAAGAUGACAGUGGCGUCUACAUUCGAGUGCAUCAGAUUGUUCAUGACGUCAUCAAUACUGUUAUGAAAACCUUGGCCAAAAACAAAGAGCUUGAAGCCGUUGAUGGGGCCAUUCUGUCAUUCUGCCAAGUUAUAGGUCAUAUCCUGGCUGAGGAUGACUCGCAUACUCUUAUCAGAAGCAAGAAGAUUGUUCCUCACUUAGUCACAUUGAGUGAGAUAAUCGAUGCUCUAUUUUCUGAAGAGGAUAUAUCCGACGCUAUCAAAGCCGGAUCAUCCACUCCCUAUGACUACCGAAACUAUUUCGAAACCCUUGGUAAAACCUGCAAGAAACACUGUGAAUUCAGAUCAGCAUUAAUGUACUUCAACACAAUGUUGCGAUUAACUCAGUGUGACGAGGUGUUUGGUGACAAAGACGUUAUAAACGCAUACGGUUUCAUAGGUACUGUGCACCAUUCCCUUGGUGACUUGCAGCAGGCAAAAGAAUAUCAUAAUCGUGCACUGACCAUUGGUCUGAAAACGUUCGGACCUGAACAUGUCGACAUGGCAGAAAGUUACAAUAAUCUGGGUUCUGUGCAUCAUGAUCUUGGUGACCUGCAGCAGGCAAAGGAAUGUCAUAAUUGUGCACUGACCAUUCGUCUGAAAAAGCUCGAACCUGAGCAUCUCGACGUGGCAAUUAGUUACAAAGAUCUGGGUUAUGUGCAUCUUGACCUUGGUGACCUGCAGCAGGCAAAGGAAUGUGAAAAUUGUGCACUCACCAUUCGUCUAAAAAAACUCGGACCUGAACAUGUCGAUGUAGCGGAAAGUUACAAUGAUCUGGGUACUGUACACCAUCAUCUUAGUGACCUGCAGCGGGCAAAAGAAUGUCUUGAUCGUGCACUGACCAUUUAUUUGAAAAAGCUCGGACCUGAACAUGUCGAUGUGGCAGUUUGUUACAAUAAUCUUGGUACUUUGCAUCAUGAUAUUGGUGACCAGCAACAGGCAAAAGAAUGUCAUGAUCGUGCACUGGCCAUUCGUCUGAAAAGGCUCGGACCUGAACAUGUCCAUGUGGCAAGCAGCUACAAUAAUCUUGGUUCUGUGUACCGUGACCUUGGUGACUUGCAACAGGCAAAAGAAUGUCAUGAUCGUGCACUGACCAUUUAUUUGAAAAAGCUCGGACCUGAACAUGUCCAUGUGGCAGUUUGUUACAAUAAUCUUGGUACUUUGCAUCAUGAUAUUGGUGACCAGCAACAGGCAAAAGAAUGUCAUGAUCGUGCACUGGCCAUUCGUCUGAAAAGGCUCGGACCUGAACAUGUCCAUGUGGCAAGCAGCUACAAUAAUCUUGGUUCUGUGUACCGUGACCUUGGUGACUUGCAACAGCCAAAAGAAUGUCAUGAUCGUGCACUGGCCAUUCUUCUGAAAAGGCUCGGACCUGAACAUGUCCAUGUGGCAAGCAGCUACAAUAAUCUUGGUUCUGUGUACCGUGACCUUGGUGACUUGCAACAGGCAAAAGAAUGUCAUGAUCGUGCACUGACCAUUUAUUUGAAAAAGCUCGGACCUGAACAUGUCGAUGUGGCAGUUUGUUACAAUAAUCUUGGUACUUUGCAUCAUGAUAUUGGUGACCAACAACAGGCAAAAAAGAAUAUCAUGAUCGUGCCCUGGCCAUUCGUCUGAAAAGGCUCGGACCUGAACAUGUCGAUGUGGCAAGCAGCUACAAUAAUCUUGGUUCUGUGUACCGUGACCUUGGUGACUUGCAACAGGCAAAAGAAUGUCAUGAUCGUGCACUGGCCAUUCGUCUGAAAAGGCUCGGACCUGAACAUGUCGAUGUGGCAAGCAGCUACAAUAAUCUUGGUACUUUGCAUCAUGAUCUUGGAGACCAGCAACAGGCAAAAGAAUGUCAUGAUCGUGCACUGGCCAUUCGUCUGAAAAGGCUCGGACCUGAACAUGUCCAUGUGGCAAGCAGCUACAAUAAUCUUGGUUCUGUGUACCGUGACCUUGGUGACUUGCAACAGGCAAAAGAAUGUCAUGAUCGUGCACUGACCAUUUAUUUGAAAAAGCUCGGACCUGAACAUGUCGAUGUGGCAGUUUGUUACAAUAAUCUUGGUACUUUGCAUCAUGAUAUUGGUGACCAACAACAGGCAAAAGAAUAUCAUGAUCGUGCCCUGGCCAUUCGUCUGAAAAGGCUCGGACCUGAACAUGUCGAUGUGGCAAGCAGCUACAAUAAUCUUGGUUCUGUGUACCGUGACCUUGGUGACUUGCAACAGGCAAAAGAAUGUCAUGAUCGUGCACUGGCCAUUCGUCUGAAAAGGCUCGGACCUGAACAUGUCGAUGUGGCAAGCAGCUACAAUAAUCUUGGUACUUUGCAUCAUGAUCUUGGAGACCAGCAACAGGCAAAAGAAUGUCAUGAUCGUGCACUGGCCAUUCGUCUGAAAAGGCUCGGACCUGAACAUGUCCAUGUGGCAAGCAGCUACAAUAAUCUUGGUUCUGUGUACCGUGACCUUGGUGACUUGCAACAGGCAAAAGAAUGUCAUGAUCGUGCACUGACCAUUUAUUUGAAAAAGCUCGGACCUGAACAUGUCGAUGUGGCAGUUUGUUACAAUAAUCUUGGUACUUUGCAUCAUGAUAUUGGUGACCAGCAACAGGCAAAAGAAUAUCAUGAUCGUGCCCUGGCCAUUCGUCUGAAAAGGCUCGGACCUGAACAUGUCGAUGUGGCAAGCAGCUACAAUAAUCUUGGUACUUUGCAUCAUGAUCUUGGAGACCAGCAACAGGCAAAAGAAUGUCAUGAUCGUGCACUGGCCAUUCGUCUGAAAAGGCUCGGACCUGAACAUGUCCAUGUGGCAAGCAGCUACAAUAAUCUUGGUACUUUGCAUCAUGAUCUUGGAGACCAGCAACAGGCAAAAGAAUAUCAUGAUCGUGCACUGGCCAUUCGUCUGAAAAGGCUCGGACCUGAACAUGUCCAUGUGGCAAGCAGCUACAAUAAUCUUGGUUCUGUGUACCGUGACCUUGGUGACUUGCAACAGGCAAAAGAAUGUCAUGAUCGUGCACUGACCAUUUAUUUGAAAAAGCUCGGACCUGAACAUGUCGAUGUGGCAGUUUGUUACAAUAAUCUUGGUACUUUGCAUCAUGAUAUUGGUGACCAGCAACAGGCAAAAGAAUAUCAUGAUCGUGCCCUGGCCAUUCGUCUGAAAAGGCUCGGACCUGAACAUGUCGAUGUGGCAAGCAGCUACAAUAAUCUUGGUACUUUGCAUCAUGAUCUUGGAGACCAGCAACAGGCAAAAGAAUGUCAUGAUCGUGCACUGGCCAUUCGUCUGAAAAGGCUCGGACCUGAACAUGUCGAUGUGGCAAGCAGCUACAAUAAUCUUGGUACUUUGCAUCAUGAUCUUGGAGACCAGCAACAGGCAAAAGAAUGUCAUGAUCGUGCACUGGCCAUUCGUCUGAAAAGGCUCGGACCUGAACAUGUCUAUGUGGCAAGCAGCUACAAUAAUCUUGGUUCUGUGUACCAUGACCUUGGUGACUUGCUACAGGCAAAAGAAUGUCAUGAUCGUGCACUGGCCAUUCGACUGAAAAGGCUCGGACCUGAACAUGUCGAUUUGGCAAGUAGCUACAAUAAUAUGGGUGUUCUGAAUUCUCAUCUUGGUGAAUUGCAGCUGGCAAAAGAAUGUCACGAUCGUGCCCUCUCUAUUCAUCUGAAAAAACUCGGGCCUGAACAUGUCGAU
Molecule: messenger RNA, 5441 nt
Organism: Pocillopora meandrina
Lineage: Eukaryota; Metazoa; Cnidaria; Anthozoa; Scleractinia; Pocilloporidae
Source: the annotation of a GenBank genome assembly